AUGUCUGUUGAAUUUUCGCUGGACGGUUUGGCUGAAUCUCUGAUUUGCCAGUUGGAUAGAAACAGAAUCUUUCCCCCACAUCAUAACGAUCCAGAAGAGUUGGUCUUGGCCGCGCACUCUAAAAAUAAAGUGCCCAAAAGAUCUCCUAAUGCUUUCCUCUUGUGCCGAAAGAACGUCCAUAAAGAAGCAAAACGAGUUGGUGUUUGUAAUAUGCGAGUAAUCUCAAAGGUUACGGGCAUACUUUGGCGAAAUUCCUCUGUUGAAGAAAAAGAAGUUUACGAAGAACUGGCGAAACACAUACGGGAGAUUUAUGUCCAACGGGAUAAUGCUAAUAGUUAUUACAUAUCUAAUCGAAAAUUUGUGCCCUAUCCUAUGCACAUGUAUAUACCCUCUACACUUCCCUCGUACGGAUACAAUAAUGCAUAUAUGCAAGACUACAUACACAACAACGUCGACUUAUGGAAUAUGAACAAUUUUACACAUCAAGGAUAA
Acaulospora morrowiae is the source of this 492-nucleotide messenger RNA. NCBI's taxonomy places the organism in Eukaryota, Fungi, Glomeromycota, Glomeromycetes, Diversisporales, Acaulosporaceae. The record is from the annotation of a GenBank genome assembly.